GCACUGCAGUCACCCAUAACAUUCGACCUUCUGUUCACUUGUUCAAGGGUAGCAGUUGGAAUACCUUCAGUUGCAGUGCCCUGGUCCAAGGACGUAUCUUCUCAGGGGCAACCACUGAAUAAUUCUCAGCCUUUUCCCAUGCACCUUGGUCACUCAGUGACACUCAGGCUUGAGGUGAUUCUUGCUCAGUUAUACAGUCAUUGAGCAAUGAUUGGUGUUCUCUGUCACCCCCGGGCUCUCCUUUCCGCCUUUCGCAGUCAUUGGGUAGUUGCCGGUCUUUAUUUUUCUCUGCACCUCCUCCUCAGCGUGGUUCCUUUUUUCGUUUCUCGCUGACUCGGGGUGAUUCGGCUCGGUGCUUCUUGGCAAAUUUCCCGUCCCUCUGGCCUGGAGCCGCGAAGACCUCAGCCUGAGACGCCAGGAGACUGUCCUUCCCAGGAAGAGAUUGAAGACAUUAGCGAUGGAUUUUUUUUAAAAAAGCAAGUUGAAGCAGGCUUCUGUAAUAAUCUGAAGACCGUGUUUCAGGAUUCAUAAGCAUUCAGGAGCGUAAAGUUCAAGUUGCUAUAAAAACAGGAUGGCUGCAAGUUGCAUAAGAAAAAUUGCUUUCCAAACCCUACAAAAUAAAACUGGUUGGUACAUUUGCAAAGAAAGUGCAAGGUAUUUUCAUAAUUUAUCCAUACAAACAGUGACAAUGAUUCCCCCGUCCAGCUGCAUCAUACCCAAUUGGAAACAAGCUUGCUGGAUGCUACCUCUAAAAACUUUUACAACAGCUGGUGAAGAUGAGCCUCAGGCAGUACAACACAAGAUGAAAAAGGAUCUAAGAGCCAGAACAACAAUAGGAAGCAUUGGUAGAAAAAUUAGCCACCGCAUCAUUCAUGUAAUAGAUGAAAAUGGAGAAGAUCUAGGAAAUCUACACAGGGCUGAUGUUAUUCGUAUGAUGGAUGAGCGUGGCGUUAAGAUUGUGCCUUUCAACGAAAAUGCAGAUCCUCCAGUAUACAAACUAAUGACAGGAAAACAGAUCCACGAGGAACAAAUGAAACUCAGAGAAAAACAAAAGGCUAAACUCAAAACUGGAGUUUGCCAAAUCAAGGAACAGACUUUCUCAGCUGAUAUUGCAAAGCAUGACCUGCAAACAAAAAUUAAACAUAUCCAGCAGUGGGUUGAGAAGCACCAUCAUGUUCGGAUUACUGUUCGAAAAGGAGCUGCUAUAGAUAAAGUCGAUGAAAUGGAAUCACUGCUGGAUCAAAUUGUUCAGUCCAUGCCAGACAAAGCUACCUACAUGUUCAGACCAAAGAUCAUUAAAGAAGGGAAAGCUGUUAUGUGUGUUCUGCGGCACCUGUCUGAAAAAGAAAUGAAGAACUUCAAACAAAGUGAAAGCUGAAU
Molecule: messenger RNA, 1380 nt
Organism: Pristis pectinata (smalltooth sawfish)
Lineage: Eukaryota; Metazoa; Chordata; Chondrichthyes; Rhinopristiformes; Pristidae
Gene: mtif3
Product: mitochondrial translational initiation factor 3
Exons: 5
Coding region: 572-1378 (268 amino acids)
Biological process (GO): mitochondrial translational initiation; ribosome disassembly
Cellular component (GO): mitochondrion
Molecular function (GO): ribosome binding; translation initiation factor activity
Source: RefSeq, a predicted model, not a curated record